AUGAAACGGCUGAAACCUCGACCUGCUCUCCCUGACGACUUGAUCGCUUCUGAGUCGGUAUUUUUCAGGAAACCAGGAAAUGAAUCUGUCGUCGGCUCGGGAACAUACGGUAAAGUCUUCAAAGGACUAAAUGUCUACACCAAGGGGCUCGUUGCUCUAAAACGAAUUCGUAUGGAGGGCGAAAGGGAUGGCUUCCCAGUAACUGCCGUGCGGGAGAUCAAGUUGCUGCAGUCACUGAGGCACACAAACAUUGUCAAUCUUCAGGAGGUCAUGGUAGAGAAAAACGACUGUUUCAUGGUUUUCGAGUACCUCUCUCAUGACUUGACUGGCUUACUCAACCACCCUUCCUUUACUUUGGAUCCAGCCCAGAAGAAGCACUUGGCCAAGCAGCUUUUCGAAGGUUUAGACUACCUUCAUGAGAGAGGCGUGCUUCAUCGCGACAUUAAAGCCGCAAACAUUCUUGUCAGUAGCGAGGGCAUAUUGAAGCUGGCGGACUUUGGUCUUGCUCGGUUUUAUGCGAAACGGCACCAGCUAGACUACACAAACCGUGUCAUUACAAUCUGGUAUCGAUCCCCUGAACUCUUGUUGGGAGAGACCAAGUACACUGCCGCCGUCGAUGUAUGGAGUGCGGCGUGCGUCAUGGUAGAGAUUUUUACACGGGUUGCCAUCUUCGCCGGAGACGGGACGGAGCUCAGCCAGCUCGAUAAGAUCUACAAUAUCCUAGGGACGCCAACCCGCCAAGAGUGGCCUGGGAUCACUGACAUGGCAUGGUUCGAGCUGCUCCGGCCAACUGCAAAGCGAAAGAACGUCUUUGCAGAAAAGUACAAAGACAAGGUCUCCCCUGCUGCGUUCGACUUAUUGGAAUCCAUGUUCUGCUAUGAUCCGGCCAAUAGACCCACGGCAGCUAUGGUCUUACAGCACCCAUACUUCACUACCGAAGAGCCACUGGCUACACAGGCAGUAGAGUGA
Molecule: messenger RNA, 969 nt
Organism: Trichoderma atroviride IMI 206040
Lineage: Eukaryota; Fungi; Ascomycota; Sordariomycetes; Hypocreales; Hypocreaceae
Biological process (GO): positive regulation of transcription elongation by RNA polymerase II; protein phosphorylation
Cellular component (GO): nucleus; cyclin/CDK positive transcription elongation factor complex
Molecular function (GO): RNA polymerase II CTD heptapeptide repeat kinase activity; ATP binding; cyclin binding
Source: RefSeq, a predicted model, not a curated record